This is a messenger RNA of Trichoderma atroviride IMI 206040, 1185 nucleotides long. NCBI's taxonomy places the organism in Eukaryota, Fungi, Ascomycota, Sordariomycetes, Hypocreales, Hypocreaceae. The record is from RefSeq and is a predicted model, not a curated record.
AUGAGCAAGGAUGAGCCGGUGGAUGCCCAGAUGGUCUGGGCUGGACUGGGGCCAGCGCGCCAGGCAGGGGUCUUUGGGGUGCAUCCAUCCAGCGUCCAGAUGCCGCCGUCGUGCUGCCGCCGUCGCUGGAUCAAGCUCGACAGAGACCGCUGGGAGGCCGAGUCGUCAUCGGCGGCGCGCUGCCAGCUCAGCAUCUCGUUGGUGUUGGGGAUUGAGCACGGCGAGGCAGAGCGUGAGGCAGCGGCCAGACGCCCGGACUAUAUCCAGCUCGCAAGCCAAGGUGACGCCAGGCCGUGGCCGCUAGUGCUGCCGUUGCUCGUAUACUGGCACAGGCAGGAUGGCAAAACGUGCUCGUGCCCUCUGCAGCAAGGUAAAUUAGACGGGGCAAGGCGGAACACGGACUCGAAUCCAGCAGCUCAGAUCGAUAUUUUUGACGUAUUGGACUACAGAUGGAUGGAGGCAAGCGGCGAAGCGGACCUGGCUACAGUAGCAGACCCAGUGCUAACGGCGCCACGGCGAGCCCUGCGAAAGGUCCCGGAAGAGCCCCUAGGCAUAUCGACGGAUUACUCGCGUUUGAAUACAUCAAAUGUACCUAGUGCCAGGGACUGCGAGGAGCACCGCUGUGGCACAAACUCAACAGGCACAAGUGGAAUUCAAUUCGCUCUUCCAGGCGAACAACGUCGUUUAAGGCUAGGCGUUGCUGGUUUCAGGAGAAGUCUGGAGCCGAAGCUGGUAUCCAUCAUUGCUGGAGAGUGCAGCGUCCUGUGUGAGCCUGUCCGGGUGACGAGCGAGACGAGACGCAAGACGCUGCAUGCUGCAUGUAGCCCGCCCAAUGGUUUGCAGCCAAGCGUAUGGGUCAUGGUUCAGCAUGUGCUGUUGUACCUCCCUGCGCAUCGCCAAGGCAGACAGCAAGCAUCAAUUGCCUGUGCGAGCGUGCUUGCAUUCAAGCCCAACUCUUGGGCUCGCAAACUGUGGGUUGCUCCGGCAGCCAAGAUGCCUCUUCGCCUCAGCCCAGACGAGCAGCUGCGGGCACAGCACCGACAUGCGCAACGGCCGCCGCAAUUGGAUGCUCAAGAUCCUUGCCGUUUCUUCGGGGUGGGCUUUUCGGAAUGGCAAAACCAGAGCCGGAGUCGCAUCGGUAGCGGUGGCGAGGGCCGUACUGGACAGGCAAUAAUGCUAGCCUGA